Molecule: messenger RNA, 5987 nt
Organism: Sebastes umbrosus (honeycomb rockfish)
Lineage: Eukaryota; Metazoa; Chordata; Actinopteri; Perciformes; Sebastidae
Gene: abl2
Product: c-abl oncogene 2, non-receptor tyrosine kinase
Exons: 12
Coding region: 647-4363 (1238 amino acids)
Biological process (GO): regulation of apoptotic process; protein phosphorylation
Molecular function (GO): protein binding; ATP binding; non-membrane spanning protein tyrosine kinase activity
Source: RefSeq, a predicted model, not a curated record
UUUCCUCUCUCGAGGACUUCGUGAUCAGUCAGCCCACGUCAGGACCCCCUCCCCUCCCUCUGGAACCGGACUCUCUGGAUCUGUUGUGACCCGGUUGUGUGUCGGUGCUGCCGGAUCCCGGUGUGACAGCAGCAGCAGCAGCAGCAGCAGCAGGAUCCCGGCUGAGCCCCCCCGCCGCCGCCGCCGCCGCCGCCUUGUGCAACACAUCUUCUUAUUCUGCGGUAAAGAUGGCGGCGUCAGAGGGGGCGCGUAGCAGCCGGACGACCAACGGCUAAACGGUUUCUGACAAAAAGCUCCACAUUUUAACCGAAUCUCUCUCCGUCCGGUGCCGUUAAUACCUGCUCGGAUACCAUCUGGAUCACCAGGAAUAAAGACAAUCCCUGUCACGCGCCUGGGUUGUGAUUUUAUUGUUAGAAGGCAGAGAGAGAGAGAGAAGAGGAGGAGUGGGUGGGUUUCAGUUGAUAGCUGUUAGCUCCACAGGCUAGCCGAGCGAGCUAAGUGAGCUAACGGUGAAGAAGAGGAAGAGGAUUUAGAGGAAGACUACUCGGUUCCAGGCUCCAGCUUCUUUUUGGGGGGAAUGUGAACCAAGAGGUGCUCAAGAGGAGGGGGGUUUGUGCUCACUUCGGUCCCAAAAGCGUACCGGGAGAUGGGACAGCAGGUAGGCCGCGUCGGUGAGAGCACAUCGACCGGACUGCAGCAGCAGCAGCAGCCACCGCAGCCUCACCACGCGUCCACACCGCACCAAGGGAAGGGGAACCGGGACCGGGGGAGCGGCGGCGGGAGGAGACCCAGAGAACCGGGAAGCAGCAGCGGCGGCACCACCGGGACACCGCCGGGCAGGACCGCUGCAGUCAACGUGGUGCCAGACCCAGGGAUCAAUAUCUUCACACAGCAUUCAGCUCUCCAUCGGCCGUUCGGCCUGGACUCCGCAGCGCUGACGGAGGCGGUGCGCUGGAGCUCCAAGGAGAACCUGCUGGGGGCGGCCGAGAGCGACCCCAACCUCUUCGUUGCACUUUAUGACUUUGUCGCCAGCGGAGACAACACGCUCAGCAUCACUAAAGGUGAGAAGCUGCGUGUGCUGGGCUACAACCAGAAUGGGGAGUGGAGCGAGGUGCGCUCUAAGAACGGCCAGGGUUGGGUGCCCUCCAACUACAUCACGCCAGUAAACAGUCUGGAGAAGCAUAGCUGGUACCAUGGGCCCGUGUCACGCAGCGCCGCAGAGUACCUGCUCUCGUCCCUCAUCAACGGCAGUUUCCUGGUCCGGGAAAGCGAGAGCAGCCCCGGACAGCUGUCCAUUUCUCUCCGCUAUGAGGGGAGAGUCUACCACUACCGGAUCAACACAUCCUCUGAUGGAAAGGUGUAUGUGACGUCCGAGAGCCGCUUCGCCACCCUGGCCGAGCUCGUCCACCAUCACUCCACUGUAGCCGAUGGCCUGGUCACCACCCUGCACUACCCAGCACCCAAAUGCAACAAGCCCACAGUGUACGGUGUGUCGCCCAUCCACGACAAGUGGGAGAUGGAGCGCACAGACAUCACCAUGAAGCACAAGCUGGGAGGAGGCCAGUAUGGAGAGGUGUACGUGGGAGUGUGGAAGAAGUACAACCUCACGGUGGCUGUCAAGACACUCAAGGAGGACACCAUGGAAGUUGAAGAAUUUCUGAAAGAAGCAGGCGUUAUGAAGGAGGUUAAACACCCGAACCUCGUCCAGCUACUCGGUGUGUGUACGCUGGAGCCUCCGUUCUACAUUGUGACAGAGUACAUGCCACACGGCAACCUACUGGACUACUUGAGAGAUUGUGACAAGGAGGAGGUGAACGCUGUGGUGCUGCUGUACAUGGCCACACAGAUCUCCUCUGCCAUGGAAUAUCUGGAGAAGAAAAACUUCAUACACAGGGAUCUUGCAGCGAGGAACUGCCUAGUUGGGGAGAAUCAUGUCGUGAAGGUUGCAGACUUUGGCCUGAGCAGGUUGAUGACUGGUGACACCUACACGGCCCACGCUGGAGCCAAGUUCCCCAUCAAAUGGACUGCACCAGAGAGCCUCGCAUACAACACCUUCUCCAUCAAGUCUGAUGUCUGGGCAUUCGGGGUGCUGCUGUGGGAAAUUGCCACCUAUGGCAUGUCUCCGUACCCUGGCAUCGAUCUGUCUCAGGUCUAUGACCUCCUGGAGAAAGGUUACCGCAUGGAGCAGCCCGAGGGAUGCCCACCCAAGGUCUAUGAACUCAUGAGAGCAUGCUGGCAGUGGAGCCCGUUGGACCGGCCUUCAUUUGCAGAAAUCCACCAAGCCUUUGAAACGAUGUUCCAUGACUCCAGCAUCUCUGAAGAGGUAGCAGAGGAGCUCUGUAAGACGGCUUCCUCUGGUCACUGCGGACCACUUCACCCUUUCAGUCACGACAUGCCCCUGUUGCCUUCCAAAUCUCGCACACUCCACAAGCACACAGAAAACAAGGAAAACAUUGAGGGCGGACUCGACGGACGAUCCGACCAUGGCACGCACGGUCACUCAGAGAGAACCAUGCCAAGCUGGGCUUCUACCUUGUUAGGAGGGGAUGGCCGAUCGGGCAGCUCCCCGGCUCUGCCCAGAAAACAGCAGCCACGAGAUAAAUCCCCCGGCAGCCUUUUAGAGGACGCGCAGGACAUGGGCACAUUCACACGAGAUCGCAAGACUGGCUUCUUUAGCUCCUUCAUAAAGAAGAAAUCUUCCUCUUCUUCCUCCUCGCCGUCCUCUCAGCUUCAGCAGAACCUCCCGACGCCACCCAAGAGGAGCAGCUCUUUCCGGGAGAUGGAAACGCAGCCUCACAAGAAAUACGAGCCCACCGCUGAUUUCAGCGCUCCUCCUCCCCUGCCCCAGUCGGACGGCCUCGGCGGUUUCUCUGCCUCUCCCUCUCACUCUCAUGGAGAACCCACCCAGACUCAGUCGCGUUGCUGUGGGGCUGCGUUUGGACAGAAACCCUCUGGUGGGGGGUUUGCUUCGCAGGUGACAAGCGGCAGCAGUUGGAGCGGUUUGGCGGGGUUUUUUACCCCAAGACUCAUCAAAAAGACGCUGGGGUUACGGACAGGAAAGACAACCUCUUCAGAGGAGAGUGGGAGUAUAGUUGGGGGGCCUAAACCCUUCCCUAGGUCCAAUUCUACCUCCUCGAUGUCAUCUGGGCUACCAGACCUGGAGCGCAUGGCUCUGACUUUACCCAGGAACCGCAGUGCUAAGCCCCCUUUAGAGAGGACUGCCUCCACCACCUCCCAGCCAGAGAACGGGGCUGCUAAGCCCUCAGAGACUCUGCUGAGGAGGAUGGAUGAGGGGACGGCACAGAUCAGGGAAAGGCCCAAAGCCAAGCUAUUACCCAGGAGCGCUGCUGUAGGGGUGAGGGCACCAGGGGUUGGGGGGGAGGUUGGGGAAUCGGACAGUCUGUCUCGGGUCAGGGAGGGUAGAGAGGAGAGUGGGGGAGGACUGGACAGGCAGCAGAGUUGGCCGUCUCCCUCUAAGACUUCUAGUUCGAGUGCUUCAUCAGCUGCAGCAGGUGCACCAACUCACAACCACAAAGUUCCAGUCCUGAUCUCCCCCACGCUGAAGCACAGCCCGGCCGACGUGCACCUGGUCGGGUUAGACUCUCAGGGGAACCGCUUCAAACUGCUGUCCGAGCACCAAGCAGACCGGGACAGGCCGCGACUUGUAAAACCCAAGUGUGCUCCUCCUCCCCCUCCGACCCUGCGCAACCUGCAACACUCCUACAGCGGCGACGGCGAGGAGCAGGUAGGGGGAGCUCCUGUGGAAGUAAACGGGGACACAUUGAAAGGUCACAGGUCGGGGCGAAUGUCGGGAGGAGCGACGACGGGGAGACCGUCAGUGCCACCACCGCAAGUGCCUCCUGCAUCUUCGUCCUCCUCCUUUUCCUCACCUUGCUCCACCACCACCAACACGACGCCCACCAAAAUGGCCAACGGAGCCGCCACCACUGCCUCCUCCUCCUCCUCACACACGGCACCAUCCGCCGGCUCCAAAGUGGCACUGCGGCGAACCAGGCAGCAGGCAGAGAGGGUGCCCCUGGAGCGAGUUAGCCGCGAGGCCCUGCUGGAGUGUGCCGAGUGCCUGAGCAGCGCCCUCCACGCCAGUGCCGAAAGCCCCUCCAGCAGCCAGGUGCUGGACGCCGGCCACCAGCUGCUAGACUACUGCUCAGGUUACGUGGACUGCAUCCCUCAGAUGAGGAACAAAUUUGCCUUCAGAGAGGCGGUGGGGAAGCUGGAGCUCAGCCUGCAGGAACUGAGGGCCUCAUCCUCAGGAGGCGGCGGGCUGAGCGGCGUGGGGCCCAACACUGUACUGGACAACCUGCACAGCUGUAUUAAAGAGAUUAGUGACGUAGUGCAGAGGUAGCCACUGUGACAACACCAACCGUCACCUACCCAACUUAUAUUCCCUUUUUUUAUGUUUCUGGUUCUUUUGACAGCUUUUUGGGGGACGAAAUGAGAAGGAUCUCUCAGUACCUCAGAGAAAUCACUACAAAAUCUAUUCUUUUUACUGUUUACAAGCAACUGUUUCAUAAAAUGCCAUUGUGGACACUAAUUUUGCUCUGACCUGUACAUAUUCAGAAAUGUUUAUACCAAACUAAAUGUGGUUUUAAGUCACACCAUGAAACGUUUUGCCCCCACGUCUCCACCGGGCCGCGAUAAAGGCUUCAUUGUCAAAUGAAUGUCGAGUGUAUCAGCUGUGUGUAGCCAGCCCAGAGAGUAGGUCACGUCACUCUGCUUAUCUGUCAGUCUGUCGCAUAAUGAGCGAGAAUGAUGGCGGCCGUGCCCAGCCUUACUGAGAAUACUAGACAACUGUUUUCACCGACUUGGCUCCAACAGUGCUUCACAAAUGAGUGAAUCAUCAGUGGGGUAUUGAGUAUUUUGCUGAGUCACCAUAAGCCAUUUUUUUAAAGCCAUUUUAUUCUAAAGGAUUGGACACAACAUAAGUAUUCAAUAUGAUUCAAGGUUUUGGGGUCUCAAUUUCACACUUUUAUUCUGUGUGCAGGUGUUUUUUUCCUUUUUUCCAUUUCAUUUUCAUGACAGUAUUUUUAAGUAGAUGAACAAAUGUGAUAGAAACUAUAAAUCUCCCCAAAACUGCUUUUGUUUUUACCGGAUCAAAGCCUUGUUUUUGAGAAUAAUUAGCUCUCUUGACGCAGACAUUCCCACGUAUCCUCACAAAGCGACCGUUGAGAAAGACUGAAGGGAUCAAAGUUGUGUGCAUUUGACAAGCGUGUAAAUAAGCUCAAAUGAAACGUUAGGUGUACGUUUCAGUAUUACCAAAUACAGGCUUAUCAAAUCUAAAAAAAAAAAAAAAAAGAUUUAUAUGAAUCUAUUUUGUUUAUUCCCCACAAUUCUUAAACACGAUGAAUGAACGUGGGGGUGUCUUAUCAUAUGCACAGCAUUUGUCUUCGCUUCAGUGACGCGACUCACACCUUAACACAGUGCCACAUAAAUGGGGGGGAAAAACCCCCAGUCUCCUAAAGCAUUUCAGUAUUUAUGUCCUUGCACACUACAUUUCUUCCUUGUAUGACAGAGCAUAAAAGAGCGGAGGGAGAGCACAGGGUAGCGCAUGAGCAGGUGAACUGGGACAGUAUUUCUAUAAGUGUCCUUCCGAGUAUGGACAGUGCUGGAUUCCCUGUAGCCUUGUCGUGUCCUCAGUGCCUCAAAUUCUUCCAAGUAUGAACACUGCGACAUGCAGAGACCUACUUCACACACUAAUCACACAGUACUGAUCUCUCAACAAACAAACUGCAGUAUGUCUUCAGCACAUGAGCGAUUUGUACAUUAUUUGGUUCAAAGAAAAAAAAAUGCUUUUUAGAAUGUCUAUGUAUGAACUUGAAUUUUAAAUUAUUCCUGUUUUUGUUUUCUUUUAUUAAAAGCACAGACCUAUUUUGAGAGAAAAAGUUAUGUAAAUAUUUGAUUUAUUUCAUAUCCAGGAAACAAAAGAUUUAUGUGUGGUUACGGCAUAAAGAGCAAUGUUUUUGACUGAA